Soboliphyme baturini is the source of this 486-nucleotide messenger RNA. The record is from the annotation of a GenBank genome assembly. NCBI's taxonomy places the organism in Eukaryota, Metazoa, Nematoda, Enoplea, Dioctophymatida, Soboliphymatidae.
UAUGUACUAUUCAGUGUGGUUGUACCAGUGUCCUUCGAUACGAUACUGAAAUCUCAUGUCAGGCUGAACGAAAUGGUCAUGCUUACACGUCCGUUGUUGAUCAAUCAGGCGUCUGAACUCUCCGCUGCAAGACUGCCUAAAAAUUAUACCUGCGAAAACUGUGGAAUAUGUUUUCUGUCAGAGAAGACGUUGGUUGGUCAUCAGCAGUAUUACUGCAGAACGGCGCUGAAUAAUAAUAAUCGGCCGUCUGAUCCACCGGAGAGUAGUGACUUGUCCGGAAUGCUGUCUUGCCAACACUGCGGUUACACAGGUUCUUCUCCCUCCCAGCUGUGGCGCCAUGUCAGGUACAGUCACCCGUCUCCACACACGUUUAUUUGUAUCCUUUGCGGUUACAAAGCAUCUUCUUUGAGGGGGGUGAAGUCGCAUCUCAAGAUUGUAAAGUACUUGCCAGAAUGUGAUGAAGUUCUGGCAGCAACGGCCGUUUAA